Messenger RNA from Frankliniella occidentalis (western flower thrips), 681 nucleotides. Its product is annotated as chromatin assembly factor 1 subunit A-A-like. The record is from RefSeq and is a predicted model, not a curated record. The coding region runs from base 1 to 681 and encodes 226 amino acids. The transcript is spliced from 7 exons. NCBI's taxonomy places the organism in Eukaryota, Metazoa, Arthropoda, Insecta, Thysanoptera, Thripidae.
AUGGCUUUGGUGCCCGCCGGCAAGGGAGAAGACAAGUCGAGCUACAGGAAGUCCCACCGCGACCACCACGGCGCGACAACGUCGCCCGCCGAGCCACCGACCCCCUUGAUGGCUUUGGUGCCCUCCGGCAAGGGAGACGACAAGUCGAGCCACCGGAAGUCCCACCGCGACCACGCGACCACCGCGACGUCGGCCGCCGAGACAACCUCUACCGGAAGCAGAAAGUCAUCCGCCCGGAAGGGAGACGACAAGUCGAGCCACCGGAAGUCCCACCGCGACCACGCGACCACCGCGACAACGUCAUCCGAAAAGCCAGCCUCCACCCGCAGCGAGCGGAAGCGGCGCUCGGACCCGGACUCCCAGGUGGUGCCUCCUUUGACACUCAACUUAAAGAGAGCAAAGAGCCAAAGUCGUGAAGAAAAGCCCGCCGCCCCCGCCGCUCCAAGUGAAGAGGAAAAGGAAAAGGCUGAGGAGGAGCGAGAGAGACGGCGUCAAGAGAGACACAAACGACUUUACGGAGAAUGGGCCUUGGGGAAAGAAGUCUACAUUAAUCCUGAGAAACGCUGCCCGUACUGCUAUUUUUCCCACAACAUUCCCGCAACGCUUAUGGGGCACAUCGAAGAUGAGCACAAACACGAACUGUUUGUGGACAAGAAGCCCGUGGCGUGGUCCAAGUCCUGA